GGAUGCAGUGGCACUGGGGGACUGCCCUGUGGAUACUGGGAGGGCUGGGGGACAACAAGGCUUUAGUCCCCCCGUGUCCCCCUGCCUGUCCCCAUCUUUGCAAUAAAUCUGUUUGUGAGACCCACCUGCCCCCCUUUUCCCCCCCUCCCGUCUGCGCCGUGUCCGGGGGAUGCACCGGGAUGAUCCAGCCGGGAUGAGCCCCGUGUUUGCUCAGGGAAUUGGCAGCAGCCUCUGCCCGGCUGCGGGGCGGGGGGGUCGCCCUGGGGGUCCCUCCCUGGCUGCGGUGCUGACGUCCAUCCCGCUGGCUCCUGCAUCCCAAGGGAUGCAUCUCCCGGGGCUGUGUCCCCCCGUCCAGCCUGGUGACGGUGGCAGGGCUGGGGGGACACACAGCUCUGCGUCAGCGGGUGUUUGCCCAGGCCGGGGCCUGGGGGGGCUGGGGGUUAUAAAGCUGAGCCUGGCACUUCCAUGAGAAUCCAGGAAGGCUCCAGCACCGGGAACAUGGGACACCCUCGGCUCUGCCUGCUCUACCUGGUGGGCUUUGGCCUCAUCCUGCCCAGCACCCCCGAGCCAGUGCCAGGGGUCCUUCCCCACCUGAGCCUGCCUGGGCACAGCCAGGAGGAGACAGAGCUGGUGGAGGUGCUGCAGGAGGUGCUGGAGAAGAUCGGGACGAGGGAUCAGGAGGUGCUGGAGAAGCUCGGGACGAGGGAUCCGCCGGCGCUGGAGAAGAGGCUGAGCUGGGUGCCCUUGUGCCAGCCCGGGAAGUCGUGCGCGGUGCGGCGCGGGGCGCGCAUCGGGAAGCUCUGCAGCUGCCCCUUCGGCACCUCCUGCAACCUCUUCAUCCUCAAGUGCUCCUGAGGGAUCGGGGACGCCGGGGGACACCAGCUGCCACUCGCCUGUGCCCCCUCCCCGCACCGGGAUGGAUCCGCACAGCACCCUCGGGUGCCCUGGGCUGUGGG
Messenger RNA from Myiozetetes cayanensis, 956 nucleotides. RefSeq names its product cocaine- and amphetamine-regulated transcript protein-like. Gene Ontology annotation, molecular function: neuropeptide hormone activity. The transcript has 3 exons. NCBI's taxonomy places the organism in Eukaryota, Metazoa, Chordata, Aves, Passeriformes, Tyrannidae. The coding region runs from base 466 to 855 and encodes 129 amino acids. The record is from RefSeq and is a predicted model, not a curated record. Gene Ontology annotation, biological process: negative regulation of appetite; positive regulation of MAPK cascade; cellular response to starvation.